Dipodomys ordii (Ord's kangaroo rat) is the source of this 849-nucleotide messenger RNA. It is a transcript of the gene Lgals4, whose product is annotated as lectin, galactoside-binding, soluble, 4. The record is from RefSeq and is a predicted model, not a curated record. The coding region runs from base 1 to 849 and encodes 282 amino acids. The transcript has 9 exons. Gene Ontology annotation, molecular function: carbohydrate binding. Lineage: Eukaryota; Metazoa; Chordata; Mammalia; Rodentia; Heteromyidae.
AUGGCCUUUGUCCCGGCACCGGGCUACCAGCCCACCUACAACCCGACGCUGCCCUACAACCAGCCCAUCCCAGGUGGGCUCAGCGCUGGCAUGUCCGUGUAUAUCCAGGGAGUAGCAAAAGAGAACAUGAAACGAUUCCAGGUGAACUUCAUGGUGGGGCAGGACCCGGGGGCUGAUAUUGCCUUCCACUUCAACCCCCGCUUCGAUGGCUGGGACAAGGUGGUGUUCAACACGAAGCAGGGUGGCCAGUGGGGCAACGAGGAGAAGAAGAGGAGCAUGCCCUUUAGCAAGGGCACCCACUUCGAGCUGGUGUUCAUGGUGCUGGAUGAACACUACAAGAGACCUGUGACCACACCAGCUUAUCCAGGUUCUGGAUUUGGUCCCGGAUAUGGUACCCCACCAAUGAGCAGUUUACCUAUCAUGCAGGGACCCCCAACCUUCAACCCGCCUGUGCCUUACACGGGGAGACUGCAGGGGGGACUUACGGCACGAAAAACCAUCAUCAUCAAAGGCUACGUACCUCCUCAUAGCAAGAGCUUUGCCAUCAACCUGAAGGUGAGCUCUUCUGGGGACCUGGCCCUGCACAUUAACCCCCGCUUGGGUGAGAAUGCUGUGGUCCGCAACAGCUUCCUCAAUGGCUCCUGGGGCUCUGAGGAGAGGAAGCUUUCCUACAACCCCUUCGGUGCUGGCCAGUUCUUUGAUCUGUCCAUUCGCUGCGGCCUGGAUCGCUUCAAGGUUUAUGCCAAUGGGCAGCACCUCUUCGACUUCUCGCAUAGGUUCACCUCCUUCCAGAGGGUGGACAUGGUGGAAGUUCAAGGUGAUGUCACCUUGUCUUAUGUCCAGAUCUAA